ACUGAAGGAGGAACCAAAACAAACCCGGAGCUAGAGCAUGUGUUCCUACCCGAGGUGCAGAACAUGGUGCACACUCAAUGCUAGUGUUCUGGCAUUUUUGUUUCAAUUCGGUGGUUUCCAGUUUUACGUAGCCAAUGGACUGACACUGGCCUGCAGAAAUGCUGCUCAAAGAUCUUCCCAGAGAGGCCCUGAUGCGGCCGCUGUCCAGGAAUGAAGUGGUGGGCAUGUUGCUGAGGCUGACCAUCUUUGGAGCAGCGACCUACUACAGCAUCAAAUGGGUUGUAGACGCUAUGGACCCGACUGCCAAACAGAAAAGCCAAGCCAAGAAAAGGGCAGAACAGCUGAUGAAGAGGAUCGGCGUGGAGGGGGUCAAACUAACAGAGUAUGAAAUGAAUAUUGCUUCCCACCUAGUUGAUCCACAGACUAUGAAGGUGUCCUGGAGAGAUAUCGCAGGUCUAGAUGAAAUUAUAAUUGAGCUGCAAGACACGGUCAUCCUGCCUUUUCAGAAGAGACACCUUUUAGCCGGAUCAAGACUCUUUCAGCCUCCCAAAGGUGUCUUAUUGUUUGGUCCACCGGGAUGUGGGAAGACCAUGAUUGCAAAAGCAACAGCCAAAGCCUCGGGCUGCAAGUUCAUCAAUCUUCAGGCCUCCACGCUGACAGACAUGUGGUACGGAGAAUCCCAGAAACUGACCGCUGCCGUCUUCUCAUUGGCUGUCAAAAUCCAGCCCUGCAUCGUCUUCAUCGAUGAGAUUGAAUCAUUUCUGAGGAACCGCUCCAGCCUGGACCACGAGGCCACCGCCAUGAUGAAAGCCCAGUUUAUGAGCCUGUGGGACGGCCUGGAUACUUCUGCAACCACCCAGGUGAUGGUGAUGGGAGCAACAAACAGACCACAGGACGUUGAUCCGGCCAUUCUGCGCAGGAUGCCCGCCACGUUUCAUGUUGGCCUGCCAAACACAAGACAAAGACAUGAUAUCCUGAGGUUGAUUCUAGCAGGAGAAAAUCUGAGCAAUGCCAUUAAUCUGAAGGAGAUUGCUGAGAGGACAGACGGUUACUCUGGCAGUGACCUCCGGGAGCUCUGCCGUGAUGCCGCCAUGUAUCGAGUCCGUGACUACGUUCGCAAGGAGCAGAUGAGGCAGAUCGCUCAGCAGCUAAAGGACUGCGAAGAGGAAGAGGAGGAAAAGCCUGUGGAUGAGGAACGAUUGCGGCCGAUCACCCAGCUGGACCUCCUCUUUGGUCUGGACAAGAUGAAGGAGUCAAAGCGAGCCACAGUCUCCAUGUUACCCAGUGUGUCUGAGGUUCCUCUGGACUAAACACCAGCACUGCACCGCUAACGGGAAAUCGUUCCUCUCGCCACAGUGUCCAUGGUGUGUUUCUCAAGCAGAUGCUCCUCCAACAGGUCACAGAUGCUGUUAGAAUGUCAGCAGCCAUAUUUCUGUUAUUAAGUUUAUUUAUGUAGGCAGGCGUCGUUCAGAGCAUGCUCACAUCUGCACGGCCCUGCUACAUGUGUACAGUUACAGCGCGUUCAAAAAGUUGAAUGUCUCAGAGAAGCCAGUCAUCAGGGGCAGAUUAAAGUCUAUUUAUUUCUUAAGACUGUUUCAUUUGAAGAGGAUAAAGCACUUUUCAUAAACUUGUGAUCCACCUGAGGGCACUGCUAAUAAUACAGCUAACUAUUCCACACCACACAAAUCCUUUUACCGUUCAACCACUUGAUUUGCGCACAAUCCUGCCAGUGAGUUAAGCUUCAUGACUCACGAGUCAUUCAAAGUGAUAAUUCAUAACUACGUCAGAGAUGACUCCAGAUUUUCUUUCUUUGGACAGACAUGUUUGAUUCACAGAGACUUAAAUCACUUUAAAGAGAAAUAAAAGGAAGAACUGAUUCAUCUGAACCCAGCUUCCAGGAUCACAUCACAUUACACUUAUGUUAUCCCAACAUGUUAGCAAGGAAUGCAGAAAUGCCUUUCAGUUACACCACUUUUGGAAAUAACAAGAGGUCUAGCAAAGAAAUACUUAGUUUCACAUCCAGGAUAAUCAUAUCAUUUGAAAGAAUUAGAUAUUAUGUUUUAAUGCCGGAUUGAAGUUGAACUAUUCAAAAACAACUCCAUCCUCAAUCUUUCACCUGGUUACAUUUUACCCUGAGGCUUCUUGGUUUUGGACCAAAGGGAUCUUUACUUGAUGAUUAAUAGUUCAACAUGAACAUUGAAGCCGUCACUGUUUGCUCCUCAAGGUUGUUACCUUAGUUCCUAAACACUUUUAUGUUCGUUUAAUUAUGUCUCUGCUUUUAAAAGUAUGUCACAUCACAUCCAACCAGUGUGGGGUUGUGAUGAAAGAACUGCAGCGAUGUGAUAGUCUUCAUACAUUGAGUUACUGCUCCAAAGGAGUGCAGAUUCUGAAGGUUUCUUUUGAUAUUACAAGGACUUCUGACACUUUAGAUUUUGUUGUUUUGUGGAUGCUGCAAAAGAAGAAGAGUAGAGCAAAGUGUACCACAGGUUAAAUUUAAAACUACUUCAUUAUAGCCAAAGAGCAAACUGUGGACGUUUUGAAGUUCCCAGAGAAAGCAAUUCCUUCUCUGAGCUGUGCAGAAAAAAACAGAUAAGGAAAACAUUUCAGUCUCAAGUAAAGAGACCCACCACUUUAACCAUGAAAUAGGAACCUUAGCUUUAAUUAGCAGAGUCAGGGCAACAAUAAAAAACACAGUUAUUAUCCUACAGAGAAAUGUCUGUUUAAAUAUACUCCCCUGUGAUGUCACUGCUCAGUCUCUCUUGGUUGUUAGUAGGCGUGUUUUAUAGAGAUUGUGCUGUGUGCAUGUUUAUAAAUGUGGAUGCAAACGGCUUCAUCAGAGUUAAAGCAAAGACUUUUAAUGCUCAAUAUGUCGAACCAUCCACAACUGCAAUGGGUACUUUGUAACCUUUAAUCUUCAUUGUGUUAUCCUGUGUUUUAAGUGUCAUAUUUAUUGUGUUUUGGUCCGUUGUCUUGGUUUGAAUGUUUUCUAAAUUAGCUUUUCAUGUCACAAUACAAGUGUCAAUCAUCGUCUGAAAGCAACCGCCUGUCGCUGCGACACAUCAGGGCGUUCUUUGUCAUUUUACUUCCCACUUUAAGGAGAGCAUGGCUUUAAAAUCCGGGACUCUCAGUCGGCUGCGAUUGUGAAGUUGUGGUGACACACUGUUCCCCCUUCACUCUGUAUAAAAAGCCUCAUUAUCUGCCACAUGGUCGCAGCAUGUGUUCUUGGAUCUGUAGGAGGGUCUCACACAGACCUUUCCUCCCACGCAGUCUGAGAAUAACAAUCAACUCUUCUGAUUCUGCGGUGACCACAUGGUGGCGCUGUAGCCUCACUGUUCUGUUACUAGGGCAACCGGGGACACGGACGCCUCACACUUUUAUAGCAUUAUGGCGAGACAAUGAAACCGAGAACCCGGCUAACUGGAUUGUUGCUCUUCAUUAGAGUACCUCAGGUGACAGUGAAAGGUCAAAUGUUGCCAUGUGAACCAAUAAUCAUGUCUGUGCAGCCGACAGGUCUGAGCUGUGUUUGUAGAGGAAGGGAAACACCUGUCUGAAUGCUUUCUCUUAAUGCAAUAUCAUCAUCAGGUCAUUAAGUAGUUAUGGAAAUAAAAUGUCCAUAUGUAGUUAUGUAUAUUACACUGUUAACUAUGUAUAUGUGUGAAAUAUGAUAUGUACAUUCACGUACUGUAAAGUGUAAGUAUGAAAUUACACUGAAGGGAAUAUUUUUCUUUUAUCAACCAGCAAAUCUGACCUCAGUUAUUUCCGCAUGGAUUUGAACCUGUGUCCUCUUCUUGUCAAGUGUAUUAAAUUAAAUAAAUCUCAUCACUCCAAAGCA
This is a messenger RNA of Notolabrus celidotus (New Zealand spotty), 3832 nucleotides long. RefSeq names its product ATPase family AAA domain containing 1a (gene atad1a). The record is from RefSeq and is a predicted model, not a curated record. Gene Ontology annotation, molecular function: ATP binding; ATP hydrolysis activity. Bases 159 to 1310 code for a protein of 383 amino acids. Gene Ontology annotation, cellular component: mitochondrial outer membrane. Lineage: Eukaryota; Metazoa; Chordata; Actinopteri; Labriformes; Labridae. The transcript has 10 exons.